AUGGCCAAGGUUCAAGUAUCUCCCUUCCGUCUCGCCCUCCUCCAGCUCGGCGGUCUCACAUCCUCCAAAUCCUCCAAUAUCGCCUCUGCCCGCUCUGCCGUCGCUGCCGCCGCCGCCUCCCACCCUAAACCCCAGCUUAUCGUCUUGCCCGAGAUCUGGAACAGCCCGUAUGCUGUCAGCAGCUUUAGGGAAUACAGCGAGAGGGUGCCAGAGGUGGGCAGCAAGUGGAGUGAAGAGGUGAAGGAGGGAGGGGAGGGAGAGACUGUCAGAGCUCUGAGGGAGAUGGCUAGGAGUAGCGGGUGUUGGUUGAUUGGCGGAUCCAUCCCUGAGAAGGAUGACAAGACCGACAACAUCUACAACACAUGCACCGUCUACGAUCCCGAAGGAACCCUUGUGGCGACUCACUCGAAGGUGCAUCUGUUUGAUAUCGAUAUUCCCGGCAAGCAGACCUUCAAGGAAUCAGACACUCUUACAGGCGGUUCCCAUCUUACCACAUUCACCACCCCCUUCGGCAAGAUUGGUCUUGGUAUCUGCUAUGACAUUCGAUUCCCCGAGAUGACCAUGAUCGCUGCCCGUCAAGGUUGCAUUGCCAUGAUCUACCCUGCAGCUUUCAACACCACCACUGGCCCCAUGCACUGGACUCUUCUGCAGCGUGCUCGCGCUGUGGACAACCAGAUCUAUGUUGCCAUGUGUUCACCGGCCAGGCAUCCUGAUGCUGCUUACCAAGCCUAUGGUCACUCGAGUGUUGUCAACCCCGUUGGAGAUGUCGUCGUCGAAGCCGGCCAUGAGCCCGAGACUUUGUAUGCUGAUAUCGGCAACGAUGCAGACCCAGAGCAGCUCGCGACCACCCGAAGGAACAUUCCUGUUACUUUGCAGAGGAGGUUCGAUGUCUACCCUGAUGUCGCUGCUGGUAAAGAAUAG
Molecule: messenger RNA, 921 nt
Organism: Cryptococcus wingfieldii CBS 7118
Lineage: Eukaryota; Fungi; Basidiomycota; Tremellomycetes; Tremellales; Cryptococcaceae
Product: hydrolase
Exons: 8
Coding region: 1-921 (306 amino acids)
Biological process (GO): L-glutamine metabolic process; oxaloacetate metabolic process
Cellular component (GO): mitochondrion
Molecular function (GO): omega-amidase activity
Source: RefSeq, a predicted model, not a curated record